Racocetra persica is the source of this 402-nucleotide messenger RNA. The record is from the annotation of a GenBank genome assembly. NCBI's taxonomy places the organism in Eukaryota, Fungi, Glomeromycota, Glomeromycetes, Diversisporales, Gigasporaceae.
AUAAAUUAGAUGAUUAUAACGAAGAAGACAAAGAGAAAAUUAAUCAAGUAAUAGCUAUUAGAAGUAUUCAAAUAGCAAAUACUGGGAUAAAUAUAGUAGAAGGAACUGAUGAGAAUAAUAAUCUUCUGAAUGACUAUGAUAAGUCACAAGAUCACACAUUAUUUGAAACUGAAGAUCAAACAGAAAUUUCAGGGCCGGUGGUAUUGCAGAAAUUGACAAUGAAAAAUAUGCAUAUGUUGAAUUUUGGUUCUAAUUUAUCAGUAGAAGAGAAGCAAUAUAUAAUGAAUCAUCUGCUAAAUGAAACUAGUAGCGUGGAUAUACUACAUAUGCGACUUAAACCAAUUCAGAUUAAUAAUCCUAAGAAGGCUCGAUUGUUUGAGGAAUAUCUAAAAGAUAUGAUUA